Molecule: messenger RNA, 736 nt
Organism: Ruditapes philippinarum (Manila clam)
Lineage: Eukaryota; Metazoa; Mollusca; Bivalvia; Venerida; Veneridae
Exons: 9
Coding region: 1-564 (187 amino acids)
Source: RefSeq, a predicted model, not a curated record
AUGAUACUGAAGUCUGAAACUAGUGUUGGGGGGAAAUGUUGGGGAGUCUUGAGAUUUGAAUUGUCAUCAUCUACAUCAGACACGGGCUCGCCACUUGCCGAAUAUGAAGAACGUCUUCCACCAGAAGCUAUACUUCCUGAGGAAAUUCUAGAUGAAGUUCCUGUACAUGACUCGGAAGGGAGGGCUAGCUAUAAAACCAUAUAUCUUGGGAAAUCCUAUCUAGGCAAGGAUGGUAGAGUAAAUAUGAUAGAACAAGGGGUAGCUGAGAUGACUCAGCGGUCAUCAAAUAAACAGAAUGUGAUACUAGAACUUGGAGAAAAGGAACUGUUUGUAAUAGAUGCGGUGUCUAAAAAGUUGCUGGUUCAACAUGUAUAUACAGAGAUAUCAGCAUGUGGUAGGAGGACUGAUGCUUUAAAACAUUUUGCAUUUAUAGCAGGGGAGACAUAUUGUAGUAUGGCUAAAGAGUUUUAUUGUCAUGUGUUUGAGGCUACAUCAGCAGAAGAAGCAAAAGUUAUUCUUUGCACAAUUGCUCAGGGGUUUGACAGGACUCAUCUAAUGACAUGAAAGGAACAGACAGAAGAUGCAAAUUGACCAUUUAUACAAACUAAUAUAGUGUUCUUAGAAAAUCUGAAUAAUGUUUUAACUUUUAACCAUUGCAAUACGUGUAUUAUUUGCAUGCUUUUAUCUAUUUAUUUAUUUAUUUGCCUAAAAUCUGUAUUAAAAUUGUUAAGACUAA